This is a messenger RNA of Notodromas monacha, 261 nucleotides long. Lineage: Eukaryota; Metazoa; Arthropoda; Ostracoda; Podocopida; Cyprididae. The record is from the annotation of a GenBank genome assembly.
AUGUAUAAAAUUCACGAGUUAGGAGCCUUGGAGACGCAUUUUCACAAGCAACCCAAGCCGUCGGCGCCGGAAAUCACGGCGUUGGCCGACUCCCUGCAACUGGAAAAAGAGGUGGUGCGCGUGUGGUUCUGCAACCGGCGCCAGAAGGAGAAGCGCAUGACGCCGCCGAUCCUGACCCAAGAGGAUGCCCUGGCCCAGGGCCAGGGCAUGAUGCGCUCCGAACUGCUAUCAUCCGCGGAAGAAGAGACAUUUUGUAUGUGA